AGUUGAACGUUUGGAAGAAGAGAUUGAAACUCUUAAUAACCCUGGUACAAGUUCUUUGCGGCAGAUAUUUAAAUAUCCCUUGCAUUCUAAUUUACCAACUGAAGAUUCAGGAUCUGAUUAA
Molecule: messenger RNA, 121 nt
Organism: Racocetra persica
Lineage: Eukaryota; Fungi; Glomeromycota; Glomeromycetes; Diversisporales; Gigasporaceae
Source: the annotation of a GenBank genome assembly